AUGGUUGCAGACGUGGAUGAAACCUCGCCGUUGAACCCAUCCGCCCCAGAGAAUCGCAAUGGGGGAGCCUCCUAUCAAAGUAUCGCCAAGGCCACAGGCCAGCCGUCUGGGGAUGUUGCCGGCGACGAGGAGAGCGCGACAGCCUCUCCGCCAGCCGUCGACCAAGGCUCUAUCCGGACCAUCGUGGCCGUUCUGCUAGUUGGGGAGUUUAUAUCCAACGCAGACAGCACCUUGGUCAUGGCCACGACCGGCAAGAUCUCCUCCGAGUUCAAUCGACUGCAAGACGCUAGUUGGCUCUCUACUGCCUACACGCUGGGGGUGUGCGCCGCACAACCUAUGUAUGGGAAGUUGAGUGACAUCUACGGCCGACGGCCUCUCCUUCUUGCCGCGUACGCUCUAUUUGCCACGGGCUGCCUGGCGUCUGGAAUGGGACGAGAUCUCUGGACAGUCAUCGUCGGUCGCGCCGUGAGCGGGAUUGGGGGUGCCGGCAUCAUGACCUUAGGAUCGAUCAUCAUCACAGACACGGUGCCCCGGCGGGAGGUCGCUUCGUGGAGAGCCUACAUCAACAUCUUCAUGACUCUCGGUCGCAGCCUGGGUGGUCCCGUCGGAGGGUGGCUGACCGAUGCGGUUGGAUGGCGCUGGCUCUUCCUGCUUCAGCCUCCCUUUAUCGUGCUGGCCGCGGGUUUGGUCCUGGCGAAACUGAAGCUGUCGGAUCGGAAAUCGUCGAAAGGGUCGAUUCGCCGGGUGGACUUUCUGGGGACUGCCCUACUCGCCAUUUCGAUCGUGGCCGUCAUCGUCCUUCUCGACCGCGGCGGGCAUGCGUUCCCCUGGGCCUCGUGGACCACGAUGGUGCUCGGCAGUGCCGGACUGAGCGCCCUGGCGACGUUUGUGUGGGUCGAGAUGCGCGUGGCCUCGGAGCCCAUUUUCCAUCUCGACAUCCUGCGCCGCCCCAACGUGGCGUCCAGCUAUCUCAUCGGGUUUCUGCAGAUCGCGUCGCAGCUGGGCAUGUUAUUCUCCGUGCCGCUCUAUUUCCAAGUCACCCAGCGGGCCUCGGCCACCGUCGCGGGCGGUCACAUGGUCCCCGCGGUGGUGGGCAACACGUUCGGGGGCUUGCUGGCCGGCGCAUUCAUCCGACGAACCGGUCGAUACAAGACCCUGCUGGUCGUCGCCGGAUUGGUGGCGUCUAUCUCGCACGUGCUCCUCCUGGUGCGAUGGAACGGAGCCACGGGGGCGUGGGAAUCGCUUUAUAUCACCCCUGGUGGACUGGGAACGGGCAUCGCAUCCGCGGCGGCAUUCGUCAGCAUGACAGCUCUCCUGCAGCCUCAGGAGGUAGCAAUGGCGACGAGCGGCUACAUGCUUCUGGUCAGUCUCGCCAUGACCACCGGCGUGACCAUGACCAACACCGUGCUCGGACAUGGGUUCAAAUCGCAGCUGCAGCAUCACUUGCGCGGUGACGGGGCAGCCGAGAUCAUCCGCCGCGCCACUUCAGACACCGACUUUAUUGCUCGCCUCGACGGAAAAGCACGAGACAUUGUGGUAGGCUGUUUCGUGACUGGGCUCAAGAAUACUUACGUCAUCUCUUUGGUCUUCUCCAUCGUGGGCUCCCUUGUUGGACUGAGUGUUCGACAGCACCGACUGUAG
This is a messenger RNA of Aspergillus steynii IBT 23096, 1641 nucleotides long. Its product is annotated as efflux pump antibiotic resistance protein. The coding region runs from base 1 to 1641 and encodes 546 amino acids. The record is from RefSeq and is a predicted model, not a curated record. Gene Ontology annotation, cellular component: fungal-type vacuole membrane. The transcript is spliced from 8 exons. Gene Ontology annotation, biological process: basic amino acid transport; transmembrane transport. Lineage: Eukaryota; Fungi; Ascomycota; Eurotiomycetes; Eurotiales; Aspergillaceae. Gene Ontology annotation, molecular function: basic amino acid transmembrane transporter activity.